AUGUCCGAGUUUCCGGUUGUGUCACACUUUCUGUCCACCGAUUUGAUCCAGCCGUUGAAGGAACAGCCGGUGAGUGUCCACUUCAAGGGCACCUUCCAGCUUCGAAAGUUCAAGUCCAAUCCGGAUCUGGUCGCUCUGAAGAUGGCCGAACAGAAUCGCUUCGAUCGGAUCCCUUCGCCUCCGGUGUGUGGCUUGGAUGUGAUGAAGAUGCACCGGCAAAUGCAGAAGAUCAGUCCGGUGGAAACGAGAGUUUCUAAAACGCGUCUGUAUGUCCGGCCCAACUCGAUGGAGUCCAAAAGUUGUGAUAAAAAAGAACACAAAAACUUGAAGUUUGAUACGGAAUCGGAAGCAGAAGAGAUUAACAAGAUAUGUCAGGAGUUUUCUAAUCAAUUGUGUUCACUGAAGUAAAUAAGUACCAAGAGCAAUUUCCAACAUAAUAAACAUGGGUGCUAUUGUCUAAUCGUA
This is a messenger RNA of Toxorhynchites rutilus septentrionalis, 465 nucleotides long. RefSeq lists its product as uncharacterized. The coding region runs from base 1 to 408 and encodes 135 amino acids. The transcript is spliced from 2 exons. NCBI's taxonomy places the organism in Eukaryota, Metazoa, Arthropoda, Insecta, Diptera, Culicidae. The record is from RefSeq and is a predicted model, not a curated record.